GUAGCCUAUUGUACAAUAACUUCUAGAAUUGUGUAUAUAAUUUCUAAAAUCUUCUCACUGAAACAUCAUUCUCUUUAGAGAUCUCAGCUAAAUAACACCGCAACAAAGAACCUUUAAGACAUUUAAUAAUGGAAUCGAAAACUACCGUUACUUAUACUUUAUUCCUCUAUCGUAAAGAAUUACAUCGCUCUCAAUGUCGUUAUAAGACUUUGAAUCGUACAAAACUAUCUCUUACCGAUAAAUUAAUUACGAAUAGUGUACGCAAUAUAAGGAAGUGUUCAAUGUCAGAUUUGCAAGCCAUCAAUCGGGAAAUGGCUUUCAAAAAGAUAUUGAAACAACAGAUAAAACGUAUAAGGCAACUGGAAAAGAUGGGUAUGAAAAAUGUCAAUCCAAAUAAACUACCAUCAAUGGAGUUUUAAAGAAGUAAAGCGCAUGGAAUUAUAAAUGAUAUGUAUGGAUUCAAGGCGAUAUUA
Molecule: messenger RNA, 473 nt
Organism: Lucilia cuprina (Australian sheep blowfly)
Lineage: Eukaryota; Metazoa; Arthropoda; Insecta; Diptera; Calliphoridae
Exons: 1
Coding region: 129-419 (96 amino acids)
Source: RefSeq, a predicted model, not a curated record